This is a messenger RNA of Larimichthys crocea (large yellow croaker), 3001 nucleotides long. It is a transcript of the gene hhipl2, whose product is annotated as HHIP-like 2. Lineage: Eukaryota; Metazoa; Chordata; Actinopteri; Sciaenidae. The transcript is spliced from 9 exons. The record is from RefSeq and is a predicted model, not a curated record. The coding region runs from base 32 to 3001 and encodes 989 amino acids.
GCCGAGCUCUUUUCGUGGGCAGACGGCAAAAAUGACAAGUACGCGGGAUGCUGCGCUCCAUCCAAGCGGAGCCGGUUGCGCGUUUUUACGCAGGGCUGCAGGUCCGAGCUCACCCAUAAAGACCCCCAGCCUUUCUCAGUUUAUUCUGAUCGUGUCAGUGAUGUUGCUGGUCCCGGUCCAGCCGGCAUCUGCUCAUCCUCAGUGUCUGGAUUUCGAGCCACCUUUCAAACCCGUGUGGCACCUGGAGUUUUGCACGCAGUAUGAGGAGUUUGGCUGCUGUGACCAGAAGACGGACAACGUGAUCGCGGAGAGGUACUGGGACAUCAUUGAACAGGUGGAAGUGGCCGGUUAUGAUCUUUGUGAAGACAUGCUGAAGGAGAUCAUGUGCCAGGAGUGCUCUCCAUAUGCCGCCCACCUCUACGACGCCGAGGACCCGUACACGCCUGUCAGAGAACUACCCGGCCUUUGCUUUGGAUACUGCUCAGAGUUUCACAGCAAAUGUCGCCACGUGGUUAAAUAUUUAACCGAGAACCAGCGGCUGAAGGACGCCUCUGAGCGAGAUGCGUCCACCUUCUGCAGCAUGGUCAACCUGUCGGACCAGGACUAUUGCUACCCAAACGUUUUGAAGACCCCUGACCUCAACAGCAACCUGGGACAGGUGGUGGAGGACCCCAGAGGGUGUCUCCAGCUGUGCCUGACAGAGGUGGCCAACAACCUCAGGAACCCCGUGUUGAUGCUGCACAGCAGCGACGACACCCAUCGCAUGUUCAUCGCAGAGCAGGUGGGCUUUGUGUGGGUUUACCUGCGCGAUGGCAGCCGGCUGGAGCAGCCCUUCCUGGACAUGAGCGGGGAGGUGCUGACCACACCGUGGCUGGGGGAUGAGAGGGGCUUCCUGGGCAUGGCCUUCCACCCCAAGUACAGGAGCAAUGGACGCUUCUUCAUCUACUACUCAAUCCAGGUCAACAGCAAGCUGGACAAAGUCAGAAUCAGUGAGAUGAAGGUGUCUGCCUACGACAUGAACGUGGCUGAUCCUUACUCAGAGAGGGUCAUUCUAGAGAUCGACGAGCCGGCCGCUAACCACAACGGAGGCCAGCUGCUGUUUGGUCUGGAUGGAUAUUUGUACAUCUUUACUGGAGAUGGUGGAAAAGCUGGGGAUCCAUUCGGGAAGUACGGCAACGCACAAAACAAGAGUGCUCUGUUGGGGAAAGCACUGCGCAUUGAUGUAGAUGGACGUGACCCCAGCGGGAAGCCGUACAGGAUCCCACCUGAUAACCCGUUUCGCAGUGACCCAGACGCCCGACCCGAGGUGUUUGCGUAUGGGGUCAGAAACAUGUGGCGGUGCUCUGUGGACCGCGGGGACCUGGUCAGUCGUUACGGCAGGGGCAGGAUAUUCUGCGGAGAUGUGGGUCAAAACCGCUAUGAGGAGAUCGACAUUAUCGUGAAGGGAGGAAACUAUGGAUGGAGGGCCAAAGAGGGCUUUGAGUGCUAUGAUAUGAAACUGUGCCACAACCCCUCCCUGAAUGACAUCCUCCCUAUAUUUGCAUACAGCCAUCAUGUUGGGAAGUCUGUGACGGGGGGAUAUGUGUACAGAGGAUGUGAAUCACCCAAUCUGAACGGCCUGUACAUUUUUGGAGACUUUAUGAGUGGUCGAAUCAUGGCGUUAGAGGAAGAUAAGUCGACGGGAGCUUGGAAGGAGAGGAGUGUUUGCAUGGGCACCAAGAAGACCUGCUCGUUCCCCGGACUCAUCAAUCAUCACCACAAGUUCAUCAUCUCGUUCGCUGAAGACGAAGCAGGGGAGCUCUAUUUUUUGGCCACCGCGUACCCGAGUGCCAUGUCUCCUUUGGGAACCGUGUUCAAAUUCAUGGACCCUUCCAGGAGAGCUCCUCCAGGCAAAUGUAGGCAGAAGCCUCUGCCUGUCAAAGUGAGGGGGAAGAAGGUUCCCUUCAUGCCCAGAGAACUGACUGUGCUGGACACCAACGAAAAACCAACGAGACCGCCACCGAGAAAAUACAAAGUCACCACCAGACGGCCGGUGACAAGCAGCAAGGUCAAAACGACAACGACGGCUAAGACAACGACAACCGCUAAGACAACGGCAUCAACAACGAUGGCUUCAACGACGACGGCUUCAACGACGAUGGCUUCAACGACGGCUUCAACAACGAUGGCUUCAACGACGACGGCUUCAACGACGACGGCUUCAACGACGAUGGCUUCAACAACGAUGGCUUCAACGACGAUGGCUUCAAUGACGAUGGCUUCAACGACGAUGGCCAAGACGAAAGCUACAACAACAACCGUUAAGACAACAGCUUCAACGACGACGGCUUUAAAGAUGAUGGCGAAGAUGAAAACUAAAACGACAGCCGCUAAGACAACGGCUUCAACAACGACGGCUCCAACAACGACGGCUUCAACGACGAUGGCCAAGACGAAAGCUGCAAUGACUAACACAACGGCUUCAAUGUCGACAACUACGACGUCGAUGGCUACAGCGACCGCUACAGUGGCGACAGUGUCGAUGAGCGAUACUGUGAAGCCGAAAAGGAAAUUACUUGAUGUGAAAGCGAAAGAAGAAAAGAAGAAGAAGAAGAAGAAAAACAAUUUGAAGCCGUGGAGGAAGAACAAAGUGCCGAACAAGCAGGCAGCUAACGUUCAAAUGAAGAGGACCACUUUGAAACAAAAACCCAAGAAACAAUCCAAAAAGCCUGACGGUGACAGAAUAAAACCAAAGACCAACCAAACAGCCACAGACGGUGUAAAACGUAACGUCCUAAAAACCCCUAAAAGCCUGAAAAACAACACAAUCCACACGAGGAAGGUUCCCCAAAGGAAAGAUGUGCGGGAGCCAACCAGACACGGGAAAAACAGCGUAAAGCUGAGAGAGUAUGGCGCCUUCAUGAAUGAAACUAAGACUAACUUGAAUGUAAAAACAAACCGAACGACGCAGAACAAACCUCAGGUGAAAAACAAGCGAGCGAAACAUGACAAAGCACUUUAA